AAGGUAUUAAGAGAACUUAUCUCGCCUUAUCACCAACACGGCCUUUACUUCAGGUGUCCGUUGACGUCUCAUCAAGUCUUCAGACACACCGAGAUCAGUCAAGAUGAUCAUGAAGGCUGCUGUAAUAUUGUUCGUCACCUGUCUCUGGUCCUUAGGACGAUGCCAAGUUCCCAUGGGUGAAUUGCCGACCAAGGUCACUGCGUUUGUUCGACAUGCUGCCACCUUCGCUGCGAACGAAUUAAACACUCGGUCCAACGGAAUAUACUGGAAUACGCUUACCCACAUACAGAAUGCAACUAUAGAGGCCGUCAUGGGGAUAAUGUACCGUAUGGAGAUCACCCUGCAAGAAUCGACAUGCAAGAACAUCCCAGCUAACAACGACGCCAAUCCCACAGCUUGCCCACCCAAGGCCGGAGCUAUGACGAUGUCUUGCCAUGUUGAAGUGUUGGAUGAUCCAGGAUCUACACCACGCUACACACUGAAGAACAACCACUGUGUGGCAUAGUGCCAUGUAACGCCGCUAUCCACCCAUACAGGCAGAAGCUGUUAGCCAUCAUUGACGUAACCUUGUCUCAAUUGCACUAAGCCUUGGAAUAAACAUGUCGACAGGCA
This is a messenger RNA of Haliotis rufescens (red abalone), 612 nucleotides long. RefSeq lists its product as uncharacterized. Gene Ontology annotation, molecular function: cysteine-type endopeptidase inhibitor activity. Lineage: Eukaryota; Metazoa; Mollusca; Gastropoda; Lepetellida; Haliotidae. The record is from RefSeq and is a predicted model, not a curated record. The transcript has 4 exons. The coding region runs from base 104 to 505 and encodes 133 amino acids.